AACGCUCAAGUACUGACAGCUAUUUAGUCGAGAGUUCAAAGUCGGUUGGCGAGCACAUACUUUAUAUUUGAAAAAGAGUUUUGAAAACAUAUUCAUAAAAUCAAUCUUCCAAUAUGAGAACCGCAGAAGCUUUAGUCACCCUAGCUGUUUUUGGCUUGUGUUGUCUUACUUUUGCCAACUCCUUGAAGUGCUACAGUUGCACCAGUACUAAGGAAUGCAAGAAGCCAAGCAAAUUGGAAUGCAACUCUAACGCGGCCAAUAAAACCCGUGAUUAUUUAAAUCUAUUAUAUACAGGUGUACCUGGUACGAAUUUCACCAGCCAAAGUUUUGUAUGUGUGCGUGAUUGGUUGAAGACUUCCUCCAACGAAUUCACAUACAAGGGUUGCGCCUAUAGUAAUUACCAAAGUUGCAGUUACUCAGUGAAUCCAUAUUACUCUCAACAUCACGAACGUAAGUGCGCUCAAUGCAACAGGGAUGCCUGUAAUCCCGCCGCACGUGCUAACGGUAGUCUAUUGACAGUGAUAACGACAAUUGUGGCAACAGUUGCGGUGAAAAUUCUGUGGCGCCCUCGAAGUUUUUAAAUAAAUUUUACGAUCAGUUUUACGUAAAACAAUGUAUUAGUUCAAACUUUAGUUUUGCGUUUUUUUAUUAAAAAGGUUGCCAGAUGCUUCCAGCAGCACUAAAUACCAGAGCAUUAUAAUAGAAAAGUAGGUGGAUAUUCACAAAAUGUGUUUACUUGAAUAUCUUUAAUAAUAAAAAUUAUAUUGUGUUAUGAA
Molecule: messenger RNA, 776 nt
Organism: Bactrocera latifrons
Lineage: Eukaryota; Metazoa; Arthropoda; Insecta; Diptera; Tephritidae
Exons: 3
Coding region: 114-581 (155 amino acids)
Source: RefSeq, a predicted model, not a curated record